AAAAAAAUUAUCAGCGACAAACCGCCGGAGUCCCCUCUGAUGAAGAUGUUGUUAGCUGGAGCGACUUCCUUUGCUUUCGAACUAUGUGGUGGGCAUGCGAUACAGUUUCUGAAGAUCCAGAAACAAACGACCGGGUUACCGUACGCUACCAUCACUCGUCAGAUCACACAAACGAAAGGGAUGGUGGGUUUGCUGGACGGCUUCCUUCCCUGGGGAGCAUUCAUUGCUGUGGGAAAGGGAGCUGUCUUCGGCUUAGGGCAUGCGGGAAGUAUGUACGCACUCCGAGGAACAAUCCGGAAUGACGCCAAACCCCUUUCUUUGAGUGAGCCGGCUGCACAGAUCAUCAGCGGGGGCGUGGGUGGCUUCUUUCAGGGGUUGGCGGCCAAUCCGCUAUUGUUGCUUAACACGCGUGUUAUGACUAACGCCAAGUUCCGCAAUGAGAAGGAGAUGCUGUCUACGUCCACCAGUUCAUUCCGGCUUGCGUCGGAGAUAAUCCGGACAGAGGGACCUAUGGCUCUGAUGAAAGGUGCACAUAUACUCGCAGGCAAACGGGUUUUGGACUGGACAUCCCGGUUUUUCUUCGUGGUGAUUGUGGAGGAAGCCAUUAAAAGGCGCACACAGGAGUCGCAAUUGACCUUUGCCCAGAAGAGUAUGGCCUCUAUAGCUGGGGGCGUGCUGAGCUGCGCUGUGACAAUACCAUUAGAUGUUAUGGUCGCCACGGUGCAAACACACACAAAGGCUGGACAGAAAGUGCGGCUGCUGGGCACGGGCUCCAGUAUUCUGCAGAGUGGCGGCAUUGGCGCACUCGUUGCGUUCUCGACGCGUGGAUUUGUGGCCAGGGCAACACAUGUGGGACUGGCGACGCUGUUAAUGAAGACGAUAACAAGCAAACUGUAUGAAUUGAUGCAGAGUAAGAAACUGACCACAGAUAGGCGAUUAAGCGACAAGCUCAGUGUGUAGCAAUCACCUCUCUCCCGUCUGUGACGGCGGGGCGGUGUAUCCUGAGACGUGAUGGUUAUCUGUUGAUGACCUGGGGCUUGUUAUGUGUAACUCGAUACUACUCGUUUGAGACCCGAGGGUGGUAGGUGAGUAUGCGGUCGGACAGUGCAAUGAAGUCAGCAGGAGGCUAGCUCAUGGCGUUUGGAUAUGCAUUUUUUUUCCCGUGGUGGGAGAAGAAGAGGGUCUAAGAGAAGCGUGGGUCAGUACGGAGGUAGGGAUAAGGAAGGGUAGAGGGAUUCGGAGGUGUGAAUGAAUGUGGCAGGCUUUGCACACACGUACGCAUCAGAGAUGCGAAAUCUUAAGUUUUGUAAUCGUAGAAUUUAGGAGAGCCGGGAACUGGUGCAUGGAAACGCUCCUCUCGGCACAUGGACGUAUAAACCAGGUUUUUAGAUAGUGAAGAAAAAUAAUAUAGAAAUAAAAUAAUAGUAGAGC
Sphaeroforma arctica JP610 is the source of this 1431-nucleotide messenger RNA. RefSeq lists its product as hypothetical. The record is from RefSeq and is a predicted model, not a curated record. The transcript has 7 exons. NCBI's taxonomy places the organism in Eukaryota, Ichthyosporea, Ichthyophonida. Bases 40 to 960 code for a protein of 306 amino acids.